AUGUCAUUCUCGUUUUGCGUGAGCUGUCGUUUUCCUUUCGCUCAGUCUCGAACACCCAACCCACAAACGACUUUUCGUUCCCACCGAGACGUAAAAGUCCGCUCGAAUACUAAUCAUCGACUGCUGGAACGAGACGUCUUGUGGUCAGGAGGAGGUUCUGGCGCGAUAAAAGCCAUCGACGAGAGCAUCAUGUUAAGAUUCCAGAGCGAUUGGAGCGCAACAGACGCCUCUAGCGCGGUUUCUUUUUUAAGCAACAGAUGGAGAGUUGCUUUAGAGAUAUUUAGGUACGAACGCGCGAGAGUAGGAUUAGACGAGGACCGAUGGUUUCUAGGAUGGCACGAAAAGAAAAGCUACGUGGGCAAAACGUAUUUAAACGAAGAAGACGAGAUGGGUCCAGCGAGAGGUGAGAUUUACGUAUCUAAAUACGCGCUAUUAGACGACGAUUUUUCAACCUUCAUCGGCGUUUUAAGGCACGAGUUGGCGCACGCCAUGUGCGGGCCGUUAGAAGAUCACGGCUGGAAGUGGCAGAAAGCGUGCAAAGCGAUCGAGUGCGACGAAGAGUGGGUGUGCGAGGCGAAUAGAAAGUUUUACGUUCGACCGAAAACGAGUUUGAUGUGGACGAAAAGAGACGGACAAUUGUUUCUGGAAGGCGGGAAGGACGCGAUGUUUCGGGCGUUGCCGAGAGGAUGCUGGGAACGCACGAUUUACGAUAGCGAGUCGAAUAGGACGGUGUACGAGAACGCUGACGGCUUGAAGAUUGACCCAUUCGCGUUGAAAGAGACGUACGAGAUUCUGUAG
This is a messenger RNA of Bathycoccus prasinos, 798 nucleotides long. RefSeq lists its product with no specific name. NCBI's taxonomy places the organism in Eukaryota, Viridiplantae, Chlorophyta, Mamiellophyceae, Mamiellales, Bathycoccaceae. The transcript has a single exon. The record is from RefSeq and is a predicted model, not a curated record. Bases 1 to 798 code for a protein of 265 amino acids.